Limanda limanda (common dab) is the source of this 948-nucleotide messenger RNA. RefSeq names its product mitochondrial ribosomal protein L55 (gene mrpl55). Gene Ontology annotation, cellular component: mitochondrial large ribosomal subunit. The record is from RefSeq and is a predicted model, not a curated record. NCBI's taxonomy places the organism in Eukaryota, Metazoa, Chordata, Actinopteri, Pleuronectiformes, Pleuronectidae. The transcript is spliced from 3 exons. Gene Ontology annotation, molecular function: structural constituent of ribosome. The coding region runs from base 75 to 452 and encodes 125 amino acids. Gene Ontology annotation, biological process: translation.
AGUGCUUCCUGUCUGGCUGUGUGGCUUCCCCUCCAACAGCAGACUGUGGAGACUGAAUCCUCGGAGCUGUCAACAUGUUUCUGACGAGGCUUUGUGCUCCUCUGAUACCGCGGUGUGUUUGCCCCGUGGUCACGCGGACUGUGUCCCCGUUCCAAACUCACACAGCUCAGCUGGACUCGAACAGGACGUCCGUGGUGCGCUGUGGUCGGCAGAGGUAUGAGAGGCUGUACCCGGUGAUGCUGGUCCGCCCUGACGGCUCCACAGUCAACAUCAGAUACAGAGAACCCAGACGCAUCCUCAUGAUGCCAGUCAAUCUGUCCACUCUGUCUGAAGAGGAGCGCCGAGCGCGACAGAAAAAGAGGGAAGUGAAGAAGCUGAAAAAAGAGACGCCGGUCCACUAUGAAGAUGAUUUCGAAGCUGACAAAUAUAGCCAAUUCUGGAAGAAGAAAUGAACUAUUAUACAGUGAACCACGGCUGAGGCAACAACCCUAAAAAUCCAUCUCUCACUUGAAGCUUCCAUGUGUCCGUAUGUAGUGUGUUUAAAUUUGGUUUAAUUUUCAUUCCAGUAAAGGGAUUCCUCCAGAAGAUUCCAACAGGAUACUGAAACCCAGUGUAAUGACGUUUUUAUGGCACGAUAAACUCUGCUAUUGAGUUUUACUUUGACCAUAGAUUUCUUCUUAAAAAUAUAAAACAACCUAUUGAAGCUGAAAACCCCAGCAGUGAUAAGUAAAUAAAUAAUUUUAAAGCUGAGUAUCCAUUUGAUGAAUUUUCAUCAAAUACACAAACUUGUUGGAAAUGUUUUUGGGCCUGCUCGUGGCCUGGCCAGUGCCUGAACAACUAACGGCCUCCGGGCCUGAUGCGGCCCUUCUGAGUUUUCCUAUUGCCUGCAAGACUCUGGCUAAUAUGUGUGUGUAUGUGUGUUAAAUUAAAACUAUGGUCUUACUCUUA